AUGCCACAAGAACUCGAAACAACCCUAAGAAGACCUCAAGAACUCGGAGAGGGUGAGUUCGUGACAUCUCCAAGAACGCCUCCAGAGUUCCCAGACGAAUUCAACUUCGAAAUGUCUACAAGAACGCCUCAAGCACCCACAGAGGCUGAGUUCGCGACGUCUCCAAGAGGGCUUCAAGAGUUUCCAGAAGACCUCAACUUCGUAACGUCUUCAAGAACGGCUCAAGAACUAGCUAACGGGGACUUCGCGACCUCACCAAGAACGUUUCAAGAGUUCCCAGACGACCUGCUGCACUUCGGAACACCUUCAGAACCCCCCCAAGAACCAUCUGCUGGGGAGUUCGAGGCGGAGUGGUGGGUGCUAGUGGUGUGUGUGAUUGGGUUGGCGUGUGGAGCUCUCACCAGCGCCCGUCUCCUGCACCACGGUACCUCUGCAAACCUAAGACGCUUCCCCAGCACAGCGGCGCGUGUUCUGCUCUGCUCCCAGGCGGCCGCGGGGCUUCUUCAAGUGACUGUCGCUUCCCCCGUCCUCCUCCUCGCCCUCGCUUACUGCUACGGCGGCAAGGUAUGUGUGUGCGUGGGGUGGGCGUCGUGGGGGUGGGCGUGGGGGGUGCAGGGGGCGGGGGCGCUGGCCAUUGCCUACGAGAGGGUGCGGGUCAUGGGCAGGCCGCUACGAGGUGUGCUGGCUCCCCGCACUGCUGUCAUUUUGGCGGGGGCGGCGUGGGCGUGUGGGGGCGCGAUGGGCGUGGCUAUGGGCAAAGGACUCCAGUGUACCUUCCCCUCCUCCUCCUCCUCCUACUCCUUUUCCUCCUGUGGGCAUCCCAGCGUGGCGGCGGCGGUGCUGGUGGCGGCGUUUCUUCCUCUCCUUCUGCUGGUCGUGUUGUGGGCCCAGGGUGUGAGGCGCCUGCGACAAGCUCCCGCCACCUCCACCUCCUGCCCUGCCUAUGUCCGCGAAGUCCCCAAAUGGCGUCUAACCACUCCGCAGCCUUCAGAUAAUUUAGAGGCUAUCAUGUUUACGGUGAGCCGCUGGGCAGCUCCUCUACUCGUGGCCGCCCCUUCCUCCUGCAGCCCCCCUCCAGGCCGCCCUUCCAAGCCGGCCCUCCACGCUGAGGCUCUCCUGGAAGGCUCUCGCUCCCCCUCCCCCGUCUAUUCGCGUCGUAGUAGCAUGCUAGAGGAGGACACGUUCACCGUUGGAGGCAUCUAUAUGGGCUCCCUCAAGUCUCACAUCAGGGCACACAGCGGGUUCUGCACCGACCAAAACGUUCGAAGUCAAGGCUGCCAGACGGGGGAGGAUGAAGCUAGUCCCCCAGUGAUUGAAUGGAGAGUCCUUCCCCCAACACCCACCCUACAGGAACCCCCACCGGUCCUCACAGCCCCCGAGGUGACCAGCGUGGGGGUGCAGUGCUGUUCGGUGGCCCAGACGCCGUCCCAGACCCCAAGAGGCGGUUCGUUGGCAAAGGACUUCGAUCGUUUGGUGGUAUGGGAGACUUCGGUAAAGGUGGAGUCGUCGAGGGCGGCCCCAGCUCUUGCCCUCAGCGCGGUGCAGGCUCUCACGGGUGUGUUCCUGCCUCUAGUGGUCCUGGGUCUUCAUGUGGGUGCCCCCGGGUCUGUGUGGGCGUGGUGGGUCAUUCUCCUGGCCCUAACAGUGACCAACCCCGCCCCAGCCCUAGCGCACUGUUCGUAUUUUCUGGCGGAGGCGUGCGUGAGGGACAGGCUGAGGGAGGUGUGACUGAGUGAUUCGCUGGCUGCAUAGGUUAAGUGAUUGGUUGACUGGUUGACUGAUUAGUUUGUGUGUGAUUGGUUGAUUGACUAACUGAUUGAUUGACCGGUGUGUAACUGACUGACUGACUGAUUGACUUACUGAUUAAUUGGAUUGAUUGACUAUGACGUACUGCUUGACUGAAUGACUAGUGUAUGACCGAUUAAUUGAUUACUACUACUACUACUACUACUACUACUACUACUACUACUAUUACCACUACUACUACUACUACUACUUCCACUACUACUGAAUGCUACAUUAGUAAUAGAACAAACGUAGUCGAGUGGAGGACUGAUUUAUAUUUACAGUUAUAGUCAAAAGUUGGUGAAUGUAUAUUUAGUGAAUGUAGGCCUAUACUAACACACCAGCCCUCACACACUCAUACACACACUUACGCACUAUACAGAUAUUUUCAGACGCUAUACAGACUCAUCAAUUAUUUAUAGAAGCCAAUAUAGAGGUUAAACGUGUCCCCAUGAGUGUUUCCUUACGUUCAGGGUGCAGAAACUGUCAUACCAGGGUCAGAAAACCACCCAUGGAAAUGCCUACAAAUCCUAUACAACUACACACACUCUCGUACGAACAUAUACACAUACAAAUACAAAUACAAAUACAUACAAAUACAAAUACACACACACACAUACGUACACAGAAGCAUACAUGAAGACUACACAAGCACUCAUACACAAAUACACAAGUAAGUAAACAAGUACACAACAGGUAACACGUACAGAAGGUAUAUACAAACACAAGUACAAGUAAACGUAAGUAAGGGUACAAAAAAUAAUAAAAAAAUAAAUAUAUGAAUAAUUACUUAAUAACAUAUCUUUUAUUAUCGUGAAAACUCGGUUAAUAUUUUUUUGGGCCGUA
Molecule: messenger RNA, 2631 nt
Organism: Eriocheir sinensis (Chinese mitten crab)
Lineage: Eukaryota; Metazoa; Arthropoda; Malacostraca; Decapoda; Varunidae
Exons: 6
Coding region: 1-1728 (575 amino acids)
Source: RefSeq, a predicted model, not a curated record